Messenger RNA from Cucurbita maxima (winter squash), 2324 nucleotides. Its product is annotated as chaperone protein dnaJ 16-like. Bases 395 to 1618 code for a protein of 407 amino acids. NCBI's taxonomy places the organism in Eukaryota, Viridiplantae, Streptophyta, Magnoliopsida, Cucurbitales, Cucurbitaceae. The transcript has 13 exons. The record is from RefSeq and is a predicted model, not a curated record.
AGCGUAGCAGGCGGUGCUCUGUGAAACUGAAUCAAACAAAGAAUGGCGCACUUCGCACUGUGACAAAUGGUUUGAACUUCGAAAUUUCAUUUUGUCGAUUACCGAAGCAAGCACGAUCCGACACCUAAUCUCCCCCCUUCUCUCUCCUCUCUCUCUCUCUCCUCCUGCUAUAUGAUUCAAAGGCCAAGAGCUUUGGCUCAAUGUCCAUGGAUUUGUUCUCUGUUAACACGAGCUGACGUUGUUUGCGUCGUUUGAGAACAAAUUCCAUGGUCAAAUUGCUGUUGCGAGCUCCAGUUUGAAUCUGAAAGAAAUCCCAGCUUCAGACGAUUUUAGGGUUUUUUUUUUUUUUUUUUCUUCUUCUUAUUCUUCGAGGAGAAUUCUAUCGUUCCUAAUAAUGCCGGUGCACGGAUCCAAAUCUGAGAAACCAGAUGCGGCGGUGUUGCACCGUCGAGAUGCGUAUGAUUUACUCGGUGUCUCCAGGAACUCCACGGACCAGGAAAUCAAGAGCGCUUACAGAAAAUUGGCUCUCAAGUAUCAUCCUGACAAGAAUGCAAACGAUCCCAAAGCUGCUGACAUGUUUAAGGAAGUCACUUUUUCCUACACCAUUUUGUCAGAUCCAGAAAAAAGACGACAAUAUGAUGCUGCUGGAUUUGAGGCUGUUGAAACAGAAAGCCAAGAAUUGGAGCUGGAUCUUUCAAGUUUGGGGACAGUGAACACCAUGUUUGCUGCCCUUUUUAGCAAGCUUGGCGUGCCAAUUAAAACAGCUGUAUCUGCAACAGUUUUGGAAGAGGCACUUAAUGGGGUUGUGACUGUUCAUCCGCUUCCAUUGGGCAUACCUAUUUCUAAGAAGGUUGAGAAACAGUGUGCUCACUUUUAUUCUGUUAUGAUAAGUGAAGAGGAAACACAGGGUGGAUUUGUUUGCCGAGUUCACUCACCUGAUAAAAGCAAAUUUAAGUUGUUGUAUUUUGAUCGGGAAGAAACUGGUGGAUUAAACCUCGCUUUACAGGAGGAGAGUACAAAGGUUGGAAAAGUCACAUCUGCUGGGAUGUAUUUUCUCGGGUUCCCUGUCUAUCGGUUGGAACAAACAUUGAACUCGAUGAUCUCUGCUAAGGAUCCAGAUGCUGCCUUUUUUAAAAAAUUAGAUGGUUUCCAGCCAUGUGAAAUAAUAGAAUUAAAGGCGGGGACUCAUGUCUUUGCAGUCUAUGGUGACAAUUUUUUUAAAAGUGCGAGCUAUACUAUUGAGGCAUUUUCUGCGGCGUCUUUUUCUGAAGAGAAGCAGAAUCUUAGAGCCGUGGAAGCUCAAAUUUUGACAAAAAGGGUGGAAAUGUCCAAAUUUGAAACGGAAUAUCGUGAGGUUCUAGCACAAUUUACAGAGAUGACUAGCAGAUACACUCAAGAAAUGCAAGUGAUCGACGACCUUCUCAAACAGAGGAAUGAAAUUCAUGCCUCCUACACAACUGGUCCUCCAGUAAAACAGAGUAGGAGCCGGAUUAGGGGUUCGGUUAAGGAAUCAAAAGAAGACAGCCAAAUAAGGGAGAGGAAAUCUAAAAGGGAUAGACCCAAGAAGAAAAAAUGGUUCAAUAUCCAUUUAAAGGUUGAUAAAAGAAAAUCUUGUUAAAAAGAGGUUGAGAAACAUGAAGGGAAGCUGAAUCUUUCCCCAAACCUAAUUUUUUUCGGUUGCAUUCGGAUUGAUUGGUAUCAAAAUGAAGAAGAUACGAGCGAGUAAUAGCCUCACCUGAUUGCUUAAUCAUAUGAAUAUGGCCUUAAACGACAUGGAGAUGCUGUGGAUGACAACUUGUCUACAAAGAAUCUCAUAGAUGGAUCCUUCCACCAGCAAAAAGCACGCGUGUGAUUGUAUUAUUUUCCUAUGAAGGCCAGCGCUAAACUGCUGUUUGUGUCAUAUAAUACAAUCAAGUUUUGUGAAUAGCAAUAUUAGCUGGAUUUCGCACAAUCGAGGUUUAGUUAUAUUCAUGGAGCUCAUCAAUCUGCUCUUGUAAGUGUUGAUGUUUCUAUUUACUGUAGCCAGGCUUGCAAUUCUGCUAUUUCGUCUCCGACUCCAUCGCUGAUGCCUGCCUGUAGCUGACAUGCAUGACGUUACGAGUCGAUCCAUGCCAAUGUCAACCCAAAUGCCAAGUUUAAUUUGGUAUGUAGGCUUGGGAAUGAGAGUAUAAUUUAAUUAGUUGAAUUGCUCUUGCAUUUGGGUUUUCAUUCUUGAAAGAGUCCAUUUUUGUUUGUAGAAAAUAAGAGUGAUAUUUUCUGUUUACUAAGAAAGUAUUCGAAAAAAGUUUGAGAACUGAGUCAUUGUGUAAAGAAAUAGUUCAUUC